AUGGACGAGCUGUUUGACGUCUUUGACGAUAACGGUCAGGCGCCGCCCGCCAACAGACCUACCAGAACCGACAGAAAGCGCCUGAAGCGCCAAGCGAACGGCGAAGUCAAGGAUGAGGCCAAUGGUGAAGAUGCACACGCUUCGUCCACCGAUGGACCUUCUCCAAGCCCCGCAGACGGUGAUCAAGAAAUGACAGAUGGCCACGAGCCGGAUGCGAAACGGAUGCGCACGGAAGAGGAGCCAGAGCCCGUGAUAACAGAUACUUUCGAGACCGAACAAUCGAGAGAGGUUGCGGCAUCUGCCGGUCUCCUUGGAGCUAAAGAGGAAGAGAAGGUGAUUUUGUCGCACCAAGUCCGUCAUCAGGUCGCACUUCCUCCAGAUUACGACUAUGUCCCUAUCUCCGAACACAAGCCUCCGGCAGAGCCAGCGCGAACCUGGAAAUUCGAGCUCGAUCCCUUCCAGCAAGUGUCGAUCGCCUCGAUCGAACGGAAUGAGAGUGUCUUGGUCUCCGCCCAUACCAGCGCGGGAAAGACGGUGGUGGCCGAAUAUGCGAUUGCGCAAUGCCUGAAGAACAAUCAGCGAGUCAUCUACACCAGUCCCAUCAAAGCGUUGAGCAACCAGAAAUACAGAGAGUUUCAGGCUGAUUUUGGCGACGUUGGUCUGAUGACUGGCGAUGUUACGAUCAAUCCUACAGCAACCUGUUUGGUCAUGACCACCGAAAUCUUGCGAUCAAUGCUUUACCGUGGCUCCGAGAUUAUGCGAGAAGUGGGCUGGGUCAUCUUUGACGAAAUUCACUACCUGCGAGACAAAGUUCGAGGUGUUGUCUGGGAAGAGACCAUCAUCCUGCUACCUGACAAAGUGCGCUAUGUAUUCUUGUCGGCUACUAUCCCGAACGCCAUGCAGUUUGCCGAGUGGAUCACCAAGACACAUAACCAACCCUGUCACGUAGUCUAUACCGACUUUAGACCGACUCCCCUGCAGCACUACUUCUUCCCUGCCGGAGCCGACGGCAUUCAUCUGGUUGUGGAUGAGAAGGGUGUGUUCCGCGAAGAGAACUUUCAGAAAGCCAUGAGUACUAUUGCCGACAAACAAGGCGACGACCCUGCUAAUGCCAUGGCCCGUCGCAAGGGGAGGGGCAAGGACAAGCGAACGAAUAAAGGUGGCACGAAGGGGCCGUCCGAUAUUUACAAGAUCGUCCGCAUGAUUAUGACCAAAAACUACAACCCAGUCAUCGUCUUCAGUUUUAGCAAGAGAGACUGCGAAGCAUAUGCGAUUCAGAUGAGCAGUAUGUCCUUUAACGAGGAUUCGGAGAAGGCCAUGGUAUCCAAGGUUUUCGACAGCGCUUUGGAGAUGCUUUCACCUGAAGACAAGAAUCUGCCCCAGAUCCAACAUCUAUUACCACUCUUGAGACGGGGUAUUGGCAUCCACCAUUCUGGAUUGUUGCCGAUCCUGAAGGAGACCAUUGAAAUCCUGUUUCAAGAAGGGUUGAUCAAGGUCUUGUUCGCUACCGAGACGUUCUCAAUUGGGCUGAACAUGCCGGCCAAGACUGUCGUCUUCACCAGCGUGCGCAAGUUUGACGGUAUCUCUCAGCGAUGGAUCACUGGAGGCGAGUUCAUUCAGAUGUCCGGCCGUGCUGGGCGUCGCGGGUUGGACGAGCGAGGAAUCGUCAUCAUGAUGAUCAAUGAACAGAUGGAACCUCAGAUUGCCAAAGACAUUGUCCGGGGUCAACAAGACAACUUGGAUUCUGCCUUCUACCUUGGCUACAACAUGAUCUUGAAUUUGCUUCGAGUUGAAGGCAUCUCUCCCGAAUUUAUGUUGGAGAGGUGCUUCCAUCAGUUCCAGAACACUGCCAGCGUUUCUGGCCUCGAAAAAGAGUUGCAGCAGCUGGAAGCAGAGAAGUCAGCAAUGGUCAUUUCAGACGAGAGCAAUAUUCGUGCCUACUAUGAGCUCCGUAAGCAACUCGACGUCUAUGCGGAAGACAUGCGAAUGGUCAUCGUCCAUCCCAACUACUGCCUGCCCUUCAUGCAGCCUGGGCGUCUUGUCGAGAUCAAGGACGGUGGACAUGACUUCGGCUGGGGGGCGGUUCUCAACUUCAGCAGGAGAAGCCAAGGGAGAUCAACGGAAAAGCUGGCACCUCAGGAGGAAUGGGUGCUUGAUGUUGCCUUGCAAGUGGCUGAUGGCCCCACUCCUGCAACCAAGACUCAUCAAUCCCUCCCACCGGGCAUUCGUCCUCCUCAACCUGGCGAGAAGUCCAAGGUCGAAGUCGUACCUGUCCUGCUCCAAUGCGUCCACAAGAUUUCCCACGUCCGCAUCUAUCCUCCUUCCGAUAUGACAGUGUCUGAAGAGAAGAGGAAGGUGCAGCAGGCAUUGCAGGAAGUUGCAAGGCGCUUUCCCGAUGGCUUGGCUGUACUGGAUCCCAUCGAGAACAUGAAGAUCACGGACAACUCGUUCCGCGAACUCCUUCGCAAGAUCGAAAUCAUGGAGUCCAGACUGGUUGCUAAUCCUUUGCAUCAUUCUCCUCGCCUGGAGGGAUUGUACAAUCAGUAUGCCGACAAGAUGGUUCUCACGACCAAGAUCCGUAACCUCAAGAAGCAAAUCCAGGAUGCCCACGCCAUAACGCAGUUGGAGGAGCUGAAGUGCCGCAAGCGCGUGCUUCGGCGGCUCCAGUUCAUCAAUGAGGACGAGGUGGUGCAGCUCAAAGCUCGUGUCGCUUGUGAGAUCAGCACGGGCGAUGAGUUGAUGCUUAGUGAGCUCUUGUUCAACCGCUUCUUCAAUGACCUGACACCCGAGCAAACCGCUGCCGUCAUGAGUUGUUUCGUGUUUGAAGAAAAGGUCAACGAGAAUCCGGUAUUACCUGAGGAUAUGGCGAGAUGCCUGCGUGAGAUCCAGAAGCAAGCCAGGAACAUUGCCAAAGUCUCAAUUGAGUCGAAGUUGACCAUGAACGAGGAAGAGUAUGUGCAGGGGUUCAAGUGGCAUCUCAUGCCAGUCAUUUAUGCCUGGGCGAAUGGGAAAUCGUUCGGAGACAUCUGCAAAAUGACCGAUGUCUAUGAAGGAAGCUUGAUUCGCACAUUCCGUCGACUUGAGGAAGCGCUCCGUCAAAUGGCCGAAGCUUCGAAAGUCAUGGGAAGCGAAGAACUGGAGAAGAAGUUCGAGGAGGCAUUGAACAAGGUAAGACGAGAUAUCGUGGCAGCUCAGUCACUGUAUCUCUAG
This is a messenger RNA of Cladophialophora yegresii CBS 114405, 3210 nucleotides long. RefSeq lists its product as uncharacterized. The record is from RefSeq and is a predicted model, not a curated record. Gene Ontology annotation, molecular function: RNA helicase activity; RNA binding; ATP binding. The transcript has 2 exons. Gene Ontology annotation, cellular component: nucleus. The coding region runs from base 1 to 3210 and encodes 1069 amino acids. Gene Ontology annotation, biological process: RNA catabolic process; maturation of 5.8S rRNA. Lineage: Eukaryota; Fungi; Ascomycota; Eurotiomycetes; Chaetothyriales; Herpotrichiellaceae.